GGGGUGUGAGCUGCGGUGCAGAUGUCAUGUGGCCUGUGCUUUGGACUGUGGUGUGUACCUAUGCUCCCUAUGUCACCUUUCCCGUGGCCUUCAUGGUUGGGGCUGUGGGCUACCACCUGGAAUGGUUCAUCCGGGGGAAGGAUCCCCAGCUUGUGGAGGAGAAGAGCAUCUCGGAGCGCCGGGAGGACUGCAAGCUGGACGAGCUGCUAGGCAAGGACCACACCCAGGUCGUGAGCCUUAAGGACAAGCUGGAAUUUGCCCCUAAAGCUGUCCUGAACAGAAACCGCCCGGAGAAGAAUUAAUGGAGGAC
Messenger RNA from Kogia breviceps (pygmy sperm whale), 310 nucleotides. Its product is annotated as small integral membrane protein 12-like. Lineage: Eukaryota; Metazoa; Chordata; Mammalia; Artiodactyla; Physeteridae. The record is from RefSeq and is a predicted model, not a curated record.